GACAGCCAUCUCACUCCUCACGAGGACACCUUGGAUAUAAUGGAGAAUACACAUCAUUGCCCUCAUUUUUUAUUAGAAUACAUUGGGGAUAUGAAAACAUCGCGUAAAUCUUCAUGAUCAUACAUGUUGCUCUGGUGGAUGUUACGAACGUUAUUUAUGACAUUUUCUCUCGUGAAAAAGGUCAAAAGUAACACUUAACGGUCUCCCUAACGCGAGUUUUCUGUACGUUUCCCUGCGCCUCGGCUUUCGCGAACUGGUCCACUCCCUGCGUCGGGAAAGCCGAUGUCUUCAUUUGACUCCUUGCAGUUGCUGAUGGUGGAUCGAUCUCGGAUAUCCAAUGUGGAAACCAGAAUCCAAUUAGUUUGCGACUGAGCGCCUGGAGAGAGAGCGCAGCGGCACUUUGCCCAGCCAGUCACUCCAGCGCGUAGCCUACCUGUGGGCAGACACAUGGUUGGCUGCUCUGUAUACGAGAAGCCACUCAUCAAGCCUUGUUGCAUUCAUUUUCAGGUUCAUGUUUACAUCGUAAAUUACAUUAAACGCAUCGGAUGAACGCAUCGGAUAUAUGUGAUAAGAUACCAUUUUACAGUCUGAAUAUAUCCUUUGGCUACAACUAGGGCUGCUUCUGACGCACCACGGAACGUUAAAUGCAUCGCUGUGUGUUGGAUUUUAAUACUGAUACUAAUUGCAGGUCUGCAAGGGCCAGAUUUAAGAUUCCUUCAUAGGAACUGAGUCUAAGAUGAAGUUAUGGGAUGUUUUGGCCACGUGUUUGUUGCUCCUGAGCUCCGUCUCCACACGCCCCCUUUACCAAAACCUUCAGCCUGCCAAAAGAGCUCACUACUCAGAUUGGCAUAGUGAUUCUCUGUCCCCGUCUGUGGAGGAACCAGAGCCAGAGUUCCAGUCGGAGUCUCACAGCCUGCAAGAGAUUUCCAUGGAAGAAAAAUAUGACAUCACAGGCCCAUAUCCGGACCAGUUUGAGGAUGUAAUGGAUUUUAUCAAGGCUACCAUUGGCAGACUGCGAAGAUCAUCAGAGCCCGCCGGCGGCUCAAGGGGAAGGAGGGAGCAGAGAGAGCAGGGGAGACAGAGAGGAGCAGCAAACAUAGACCGAAGAGGGGGAGGGAGAGGAGUGGGGAGAGGAGGGCGUGGGGAGAAGAAGGGUCAGGGGCGAGGGGGCAAAGGGAGGAGCCGUGAAAGAGGGGAGCAGCGGAUGAAGCCGGUUGAAGGACGAGGCUGCUUGCUAAAAGAGGUCCAUCUCAACGUCACAGACUUAGGGUUGGGCUACCGGACCAAAGAGGAGCUGAUCUUCCGGUACUGCAGCGGGCCUUGUUCAGAUGCAGAGACCAACUAUGACAAGAUCCUCAACAACCUCACCCACAACAAGAAGCUGGUCAAGGACACACCCUCCCGCACCUGCUGUCGACCAAUCACGUUUGAUGAUGAUCUGUCAUUCCUGGAUGACAACAACGAGGACUACCACAUUCUGCGGAAGCAUUCCGCCCGCAAAUGUGGCUGUGUCUGACUCUGGGAGAGACGAAUGAAAGAAAGGUUGACAGACAGACAGAAAGGAGAAGGAGCAGUAACAUAAAGCCUCUCAGAGGCUGGUAUUGUCUCUUAGAAUGAAGGAACACAUGGGAAAAGAAGGGAACAUGAGACGGAUACAGUCCACUCCAGUGGUGUCUUAGGAACCAUGGACAGUAUUAGCAUGUCCUGUGUCCCACUCCUGAGAGGCUGCUGUGGGGUGAGCAGGGAUGGUGUGGUCCCCAAACCUCCAGUAAUUAGGCUGAUUCAGAGCCCAGAUCAGGUCACAGUGGAGAAGGGACUCCUCUAUGCUAUAAUUACAUAGAAUUUUAAUUACUUAGAAAUUCAGCGUAACGGUCUUUAAAAGAGACGUCAAUUCAGCUCAGUAUUCACUUCAUGAUUGGAUCGCGUUCUUGGACGCCUACAGGGGAUACGCUCUCAUUUCCCUGUGGAACCAUGCUGUUACACUCACAGGCUUGCCUGCAAUGGAGCUGCUGAGACGGAAUCAGAGGAAUUCAGGAUAUUGUUCCUCAAAAACGUCUGUUUUUCCGUAGUCAGAUCAUGAGGCAUACAGUGAGAGCAGAACUCUUCUUGACAAGUAUUUCCAGCUGCAGUCCAGAGUGUUCUGGUUUCACUGCACAGACUGGAGCUUAACGUUUACAUUCACAAUGAACGAGGGAACCUGUUGACUGGUUUAGUCCUAUAGCAAAGAGACAGUCUGGUACGACACAUUGAUGUAAAAUCCAAUAUAUUUACAAUUUAUAUAUAUAUAUAAAUAUAUAUAUAUAUAUAUACACACACAAGAUGUAUUUAUUAAGAUUGAAUUAACUUAUUGUUAUUUAUUGCAGUCCAUUUUAUGAAAGAAAUGUUUGUUUUUCUUAUUUAUUUGAGCUCUGUUUUGUCCCGGAUGGUACCAAAGUGGAGCAUGUGUUUUCUAAGUAGAAUCAGAUUGUGCUGAAACAACCGGAUUCAAGGUGCAACCAUAACUAAUCAAACUCAUCCUUCAGUUUCAAAAUGCUGUCCAAAGUCUGUAAUCCAUGGUAGUUAAUCCUAAACCCACUGACGAUUCCAAAACAUCAUAGAUUUAUGAGAAUAACAGAAGCUAUCGAUUUAGAGAGGGGGCGCAGAAUGGAAGAGACAGGGUGGAGUGGACCACUUCCAACCUUUCUCAGAACUUACAAAUCUUAUCCCUGCUUUCGAUCCUUUUGAAUGAUGCCAGGUUUGAGCGUCUUUGACAGUGUUCCUCAUCUGUCACUAAUGGAAAGCAGAGAGGGCUGAGCAGCCUGGGACGUUAGGGGCUGAGGGCCUGGGAGACACCAGUCAGCUGCUCCUCACUCCUCACGCUAACCAAGUAGAUGGGUAAACAAGACUACUGCCAAAAUCAUGGCACGCCAUUAUCGGUUUACAAAGGAACAUACAAAGCCUGCAUUCAUUGUUUAUUUUCUAGACAUAAAGUCGUACUGCCAGUGGUUAUCCCGGAGAGCUGUGUAGCUUUCUUUCCAAUGAUACUCUCCACAUUAUUUCAAGACAUCCUCUUUUUUUUAUAGACAGAAUAACAAAAUGACCUCAUUGCUAGAGAAGUGGUGCCGGACAGGUUGGAUAUGACCAGCCUUCAGGCUCACUGCUUUCAAUUCACUUACAUUCUCUUUCUAUCACACCAUUUGCAAAGUAAUGUGUUACUAAACUUUUUACAAAAUGCUACAUAAAAGCUAGCCAGGAGUGAUGGUAGCACAGAACAUCUGUGAUAUCAUAGAAGCAGUCAGUAAAAACCUUGACGUUAGACUGUGGAAAAGAGACCCACUGUCCUUUGGCCAUCACAGUGCAGUGCAGAGGUUGAUGGUAUGCAUGUACACUUGGCUGCCAGAGUCUGUUACCCUCAACCCUUCAGCCUGGUCCUGGCUCUACACCAAGUCUGGGCAAAAACUUUGUAGUGGUUACUGUCUCAGUAGCCUUUAGCGUUCUUGGGAGUGUCUCUGUCUCUAUGGUCUCUGCUUUUUCUUACUGAUCUGGGGUUUGUUUGAAAAAAAUCCUCUAACAUGCAGCUUAGCCCACUACUCCCACUGGAACACCAGUGCUUAAGACCA
Molecule: messenger RNA, 3599 nt
Organism: Oncorhynchus gorbuscha (pink salmon)
Lineage: Eukaryota; Metazoa; Chordata; Actinopteri; Salmoniformes; Salmonidae
Product: glial cell line-derived neurotrophic factor-like
Exons: 3
Coding region: 737-1516 (259 amino acids)
Biological process (GO): negative regulation of neuron apoptotic process; peripheral nervous system development; positive regulation of branching involved in ureteric bud morphogenesis
Molecular function (GO): glial cell-derived neurotrophic factor receptor binding; growth factor activity; receptor tyrosine kinase binding
Source: RefSeq, a predicted model, not a curated record